GAUAUAUGUAGUCGUUAUAAUUUUUCAACAGCAAAACAACAACAACAACAACAACAAAUAGAAGUGGUGAAAAUAAAAUGAAUGCACCAUCAACUUUUGAGUCGUUUUUGUUAUUUGAAUCUGAAAAGAAGAUACAAAUAGACAAGGAUACCAAAGUACCCAAUGCAUCUAUAUUCACUAUCAACAAAGAAGACCAUACCCUGGGGAACAUGAUUUGCACACAAUUGCGCAAGGAUCCACAGGUUUUGUUCACUGGUUACAAGAAUCCGCAUCCCCUGGAGCACAAAAUAGUGUUGCGUGUGCAGACAACACCUGACUACAGUCCCCAGGAAGCCCUCACCAAUGCCAUCACUGAUCUCAUCUCCGAAGUCUCACUGCUUGAGGAACGAUUCAGGGAAGCUGUUAGAGAAAAGCAGGAGGGAGAUAUUUGAACUGCCAUGGUCUUCAAUAUGUGAAAUGCCAUCCAUCCCAGCAAGGAUUUUACCUGGCCUUUUAUUGAAUGAUCCAAGGACUGUAGUAAUAUUGAUGGGCAGUUUACAGAUACAAGUCUGUUAUUUCCUAUAUUAGUCAAUUUACUGAAAGCAGCCUUGUUGAAAUAACUUUGUGUGCUAAAUGAAUAAUUUCUUGUUGAGCCACAAUUCGAAGCUCAUAGCUACUUAUAUUUGUAUGUACUACGGUACUUUGAAAUCUGGACUUAACGUUCGUUUGGAUGCUUGUUGAUUGUUUAACGAUGUCAUGUUUUGAACUCUGAUAGACAUACAGACAGUCAGACAGUCAGACAGACAAACAGACAGACAGACAGACAGACAGACAGACAGACAAACAGACAGACUGUUUAUUUGGACUUAUACAAUAGUUUGUCUUCAUGCUCAAAUGUAACACAUUAUUUUCUGUCCUAUAAAUACAAAUAAUAUAACAUUACAUAACAUAAAAGUCAAUAAAAAUAAAAAUGAACACAAUGUGAAUCGAUGAAAAGAACACGUUAUUUUUAUCGAGGGGUUGAUGAAAUUAAUGUCUUCUUACAUAUUGUGCAUACUUUUUGCUGAUGACAUUGUAAAUUGUGCAGAUACUGCCGUCAAUUAACAGCUGCCGGUAAACGCUUCAGCAGAAUUUUGUUCUUCAACACGCGUGAAUUUGAAUUUAAAGAAUACUGAUGUAAUGGUAUUAAGAAAUGGGGGUCAAUAUGAGAAAUGGCGUUGCAAUGAUUUUCCAGUAAAUACAAUGUCUGUCUAAGUUAUGCUGGUCGGCUGCUAAAAGGUAAUUAUGGUAGUCGCUAGGGUAAGGAAAUCAUAUUUUGCCAUUAAAGAAUAUCAAAUUCUGUUCGAAUAUUUCUGCGGUCCAUAUUUCUUCAAAUUAUUCGAUGCCAUGAUUAAACCAAUACUCACACUUAGAAUCUAAUUCUGUGGGUUUGCAUAUAGUUAUGCAAUAGGGCUAGCUCAAAUAGAAGCCUGCAAGUACUUUUUGGGUGAUCAAACAUAAUGCAUACAAGAGCUGUCAGAAGACAGCGCGCUCGACUUUGGAUUCUGUGGGUUCGUAUAUAGUUAUGCAAUAGGGCUAGCUCAAAUAGAAGCCUGCAAGUACUUUUUGGGUGAUCAAACAUAAUGCAUACAAGAGCUGUCAGAAGACAGCGCGCUCGACUUUUCAAGUGCUUGACAGUAUAACUUAAGCCAUCAUACGAAAUUGUUCAUAAUCAAUAAUGUCAAGAUAAUAUAGUCAUAUUCUAACUGGAAGAGGACCAUAAUUGAAAAAUAUUGAUCGCUUAUGUUUUAAAGAAGUGGUACCUUAUAGAGGAUUCUGAAUUCAGGUAUAUUUUCCACAAUCUAUUGAACAUUUGUAAAGACAAAACAAAGUAAUUAGAUUAUAUUUCAAGUUUGAUAGUAAUAGCUUGGGUGGGGUGGUUGGAUGGUCUUUCAAAAAUAAAAUAAUAAAAUUAAAUAUUUGUGUUUUUAUGCCCCCGGUAUGGUGGCAUAUAGCAGUUGAACUGUUAGUCCGUUUGUCUGUCUGUCUGUCUGUCUGUGUGCCUGUCCGAAAACUUAAACAUUGGCCAUAACUUUUGCAAUAUUGAAUAUAGCAACUUGAUAUUUUGCAUGCAUGUGUAUCUCAUGAAGCUGCACAUUUUGAGUGGUGAAAGGUCAAGGUCAUCCUUCAAGGUCAAAAGUAAAAAAAUACAAUCCAAUGGAAGUAAUAAGCAUUAAAAGGGAGAUAAUUUCUAAACCUGCCAAAUGAUAUAUUGAAAAAUUAUUUCAAAGCGGAGCAAUAGGGGGCAUUGUGUUUCUGACAAACACAUCUCGUUUUAAACCAUGUUUCAAAUAAUAAAAAAAAAUUGUGUGGGGGGUGGAGAGGGGGAAUAAUGUUGGGGUGUGGUCAUUUAUUUGAUGAUAUUUCAAAAAUAAGAAAUGGGGGUAUUCUGGGGUGGGGCGUGGGGGUGGUUUGGGUGGAGUCCAUUGUGGUACCGGGGUGUCAGGUAAGUGUUGACUUGUCAAAGUAUGAAUCAAAUCUGAUCCUAAUUAAAGAAGUUAUGGCAAUUUAAGCAAAAUUUAUUUAUUUGACCUUAAGAUUCAAGGUCAUUCAAAGGUCAAAUUCAACUUGUCAGGUUGCCUCUCCACCCCUCCCACUCAUAAAGAAAUGGUUUUUUUAAACAUGGUUAUAAACAAAUAUUUACUUUUAUUUUUGAAAGACCGUCCAACCAUCCCACCCAAGCUAUUGCUUUCAAACUUAAAAUAUAAUUUUAUAUGUUUGUUUUAUGUUUUUACAAAUUUUCAUAAGAUUGUGGAAAAUAUGAUAGCUUACGUUAUACUGUCCAGCACUCGAAAAUGUGAGCGCGCUGUCUUCUGACAGCUCUUGUUUUUUAUCUAAAUGUCUGCGUUCUCUUCGUGGCUAAGAUUUGAUCAGUGUCCCAUAUUUUUGUUUGUACCGUUGCAAUGUUUCCUACUCCUCGGAGUUCGCUCGAUUCUAGGAUAGGUGCCCCCUGGAGAGAUGACACCUCAAAGAUUUUUAACUGGGCGGAUAUAAGCCCCCUCACUGUUUUUUAUUGGGCCGAGAACUGCUAAGAAAUUUCGCGGCGAGUAAAGUCGAUAGAUAGAGCGAAUAUUACAAUGAAAAAAAACGCCAGUAACUUUCUUGCUAAUAUGGCUCUUAUUUAAACACAACUUUUACAUGGCACUCAUUUACAGUGAAUGGUGCAAAUGCGUACAAAGGGACUUAAAUAAUAUUAUCACGUGGCUAAAUUAAAUUGUCACCGCAUACAAUGUGUAACGGGUAUUGUUUUCACAACUUACUCGCCAUAAGUAAUUGAUUGCUCACCAUUUGCAUUCAAGUUCUUAUUAGAUACAAUUGUUGUUUGAGUAACUGUUUAUGGUAAAAAGGUAAUGAUGAUGAUGCCAGAUGGCUGCCGUUUUUGGUCGUAAUUUACGCCCGGAUGUCCAUUAACAGAAGCGCUGGUCUACAGACACUGGUGCACUUUUUUGCCCCUUGAAUUGUUGUGAGGGGGCAGAUAUCAGCCUACUUAAUUCUGACGGGGGGAGGGGGGGGCUCGAGGAAAAAUGCUAUUUUAACUAUGUAUAAAGAGAGCAUUUAGGUCGUAUUAAAGUAUCAUUGAUAAAAACUUUGCAUGACUGUAGAUCUGAUUUUAUUAAUGUAUUGAAUACAAUUAUAACUUUAUCAUUAGUCAUGCGGUCAAAACUUCCUCAAUGACACAAAUAGUUAACAGCUCCUUUAACUGCUCGCAAUCCAGAUCGAAAGUCAGACCAUUUGCAGUUUCUUGCUUUUUCAUAAGUGCAAAUCAUAUACCAUAUUUGUUUUGCAUGUUUUGUUUGAUAAAGAAUAAUACAUGUUAAUAACUAACAAAUAUAAAUAUUGACAUUAAUGUUGUUAAUUAAGGUGUCCUGAUGACUAACCAAUACCUUCGUACAUUCACGUUAAUUCUAAAUAAACAAUAAAAUUAA
Molecule: messenger RNA, 3944 nt
Organism: Dreissena polymorpha
Lineage: Eukaryota; Metazoa; Mollusca; Bivalvia; Myida; Dreissenidae
Product: DNA-directed RNA polymerase II subunit RPB11-a-like
Exons: 4
Coding region: 78-431 (117 amino acids)
Biological process (GO): transcription by RNA polymerase II
Cellular component (GO): RNA polymerase II, core complex
Molecular function (GO): DNA binding; protein dimerization activity
Source: RefSeq, a predicted model, not a curated record